AGGUUAGAGCGAGGCCAUUUAAUCAUCACAUCAAGAUGAAAACAACAUCGUUUUUAUCCGUGUUAAGAAGUUGUACAAGUCUGGCGCAUAAAAGAAGAUCGUUAGCGUUUGUUUGCACCACAUAGCUGUGAGAGAUUUAUUAAAUCAAUCUGGUCAGGAAAUAGUGGCAGAAACUUUCAACAAUAAUUGCAAUGAGAUGUAAUGGCAAAUUACGAUGGCCACUGCAGAACUGACCGCCAAUAGCGAUGUCCAAGGAGAUACAGAACCAGAACAAACGAUGUCGCCAUCACCACCGUCAUCGUCGUCAGUUAUAAAGAAGUGGUUAAGAUGUUUUAUCCUCCUUGCUGUUAUCUUAACAUAUCUUUUUGUCGGCGCGCUCGUUUUUCGCGCAAUGGAACGUCCGUUGGCAGUUCAAGCUCAUGAAGACUUCGAAGCAGCACUCCAUCAAUUUGAAUUGCAAAAUGAUUGUCUGUGCGAGGAGGAUGUCGAUGAACUCUUGAAUAUCGUGAUGAGGGCUCUACGGGAAGGGGCCUAUGUCGGUGGAGAUCGGUACGCUAAUCUGAUGAUUGAGGGUAUAAUCAAUGACACUUCAUUUGCACGUAUGUGGUCUUAUAAACCGAAUUUCAUAUUAGUCACAUCGGUUGUAACAACAGUAGGGUUCGGGUAUACAGCACCACGCACAGAUAGAGGUCAGUUCUUCUGCGUUAUUUAUGCUAGCAUGGGCAUACCGUUCGUAGGAACCAUAAUCUGGUCAGUUGGUAAAAUACUGCAGUCGCUUGCCGAACCAGUAAUCAAGAUUUCUAAGAGACUCCACAUCAGCGUGGUCACCCGAAGUCGUUUCUGGACACCUUGGGUAUUUUUCUUUAACCUCCUGUUAGCGUAUAUUUUAUUGAUGGUUCCAUCAAGUGUCAUUCAUUACCAUACCCAAGAAGACUGGAGCUGGCUACAAUGUAUGUAUUUCGCUAUGGUAACGAUGACUACCAUAGGAUUUGGCGAUAUAGAGGUGGAAGAUCACCCAGGAGGUGCAGAACCUGUCCGAUUUUUCAUACAGAGUGGUCAUUUUGUCCUCCUGAUCACCUGCGUGGCUAUACUCUCCAUCAUGUUUAACAACGUCUCCAAGGCUGAACGACAGGGUGUCGAAGACAUCUCCAGUCGUAUCUUAAGCCUCAAGUCAAUGCGCCGCCUGCAUCAUCGGAAAGUUACACGAGAUGGAGAAACAGGCAUCCAAGGAGGCAGUUCUGAAUAGUCAGGAGAUCACAUUAAAAGCAGAUAUAGAAAAAAUACUUCUAUGGCCAUGUACUGUUAUAGUCAAUUUUUUUUCUCCACGUGGAUGAUUAUUAUUUAUCUUUGGGGGGUUACGAUUUCCUUAACACGAAGUCCAUGGAUUCUUCAACAUUGUAGCCAAUGCCUGUAUCCUCGCCAAGUAUAUACGCAGGCACUGCGAACUGGAAGAAACAAUGAGCUUAUUAGCUUUUUGAAGUCAAUUGCUACAAACAAGAGCUAGAAUUACAUCAUACAGUUGUAAGCCUACUUAAUAAUAUUUGAUUUUUUGUAUUCUUACGCAAAUUACAAUGACACAGGACGGACUAGAUGUCAAGUGGGUGACAGAAUUUUAUGUUUUUUUUAUUAAGAUCCCUUUAAAUUGACUAUGUUCAAUGUUUUUUUUUUUAAUAAAAGGUUAUUGUCAUCUCAAUUAAAUUCAUUUAAAUAACUUAAAUUGGUUUGGUUUUGGCAGUUAAACACAUAAUUAUUUUGGAUUUAUUAACCAGUUAUUGAAAACAUGAUUUAAAGAAUGUAUGUGGGCGUGUGUUGUUGUAUGUGCGAAGGUCGGUUUGUGUGUGUGUGUGUUUAUAAGUGUUGUGUAUGUGUUUUGAGUGGGUGUGUUUGCGUUUGUGAGCGCUCCUUCGAGCUUGGGGUGUUUUUGUGUUUAUGGCUGAUAGUAUGUGUAUGUGGAAAGUAUGUGUGUGCGCGCGAAAAUUUGGGAUUGUGUACAUUGCAUUUAUCUAACAAAUUAUACCAUGUAUUUUCAUUAUUAUUAUUAUUAUCAUUAUUAUUAUUGUUUUUUUUUUGGUUGUUGUUAUCAUUAUUUAUAUUGAAUGUCAUUUCUAAUGGGAUAAUUUAGAAAGUAAUAGUACAGUACAGCGCAGGAAAUAGCACUAGUACAGUAACUAGUAAAUGUGUGUGUGUGUGUGUCAAAGACGUAAGAAAUAUCACAUGUCAUCACAAUGCCUGAAUUAAUAAAAGUUAUGUCAUUUAUUCCUCGUUAAUCUAUUAUCAUCAUACUGCAUCAUUUCAUGGAGUUCAAUAACAUUGCACAAACCAGCACAUUUAACUACAAAGUGAUAUAAACAAGAAUUAUGUAAUCCCAUGGUCGAUUCUUAUCUCAUAAAACAACAACAGUGAAAAUCAUGAAAGUACACAAGGGUAACAGUGGAAAAGACGUCCCAUGUUGAUCUAAGAUCAAUUAGUUUUCCUCGUUCCCACUUUCGGGAAAUUGAUGUACAUAAUAAUUACAUGAAAAGCGCAUAGAAGCACAAUUAUGAAGCGCUUUGUAAAUGUAAGUAUUAUUAUUAUGAUGAUGAUGAUGAUUGUUAUUAUUAUUAUUAUCAUCAUCAUUAUAUAUCCAAAUGGCAUUUGACAUGAAAGUUGGUCCCAUCACUUUCGCCAACAGUAAACUUCAAUUACGCUAGUGAUUGAUAAUACAUUUUUUAACGAGAAAUCAUAGUGAUAUGGUCAAACUAAUUAUUGUCAUAAAAAAAGCCCAAUUAUUCAGUUUUAAACUUAUCUUGUCCCAUCAUUUUAAUACUUAUUUCAUUUCUUCAUUCUUUAUCUUUAUUGGAUCAAAGACAGAUAUAUGGAAUGGACAAUAAGAAUUGUUGGUUUAGGGGGAAAUGGAUGGGAGAGAAAGACCUGUAAAAAGAGAAACGAACUAAAGAAAGUGACCACACAAAUAACAAAGAGAAGAACCCAAAAAGGAAAAGAAAGAUAAUAAGUAGGGAGAAGAAACGAACAGCUCAAAUGAGGUGACCUAUAGUGUCGUUACAUAGGUCCAUGCAUUAAUCAAGUUUCUGUUUCUUGCUUAAACAGCGCCCCCUGCACCAAAGAUUUUCAAAAUGAAAUUACACAAAUAAAAUCCAGAACAACUGAUAUUUAUCAAAUGCUCUUUGAUUUCAUAUUGAUAUAUUUCAAUCUCUAAACAUUAAAACUGCCCUCGACGCAUUGAUAUAACGCUUUUGGAUGAAAUUGCAGUCAUCUGUCUUAUGUUUUUUUUUCCGUUUUACACUCGGACACAUACGCACCGCCUCACUCUCGCACACUUUGCACUACUAGAACCCAACUUCUCACGACAUACAUCUCGUGCCCGUACUCACAUACACACUCACCCUCACCCAUGCACACACACACACACACACACACUUUCUCUCUCUUUCUCACUCUCGUUUUAUACUAGUCUUUCUUAACCUUUGUUCUUAACUCUCAAAACACCGUAGCAUCUACUCCAUAGUCAAAACUUCUUUCAUUUUAUUCAAUAAGGAUUUCAGGUCAACUUUAAUAAUAUCUCACAAUACUUAUAUCGACAUCAUUCCAUUUCGGAAAAUAAAUUGAAUGACAACAAACAUUAUAUCUCAUCUAUAAUUUCUCAUGUCUUUAAUUCAUACCAAAACCCACAUCAGAACAAGCAUCAAUUUUAAAGUGCUUACAAACAUCAUUCAAAAUCUUUGCAGGGCAGACAGAUGUAAAAUCUAUAGUAUUCAAUGUAAGCAUGGAUGUAUUAAAAUAAAUACUGAUUUAUACUUCAUUUUGUUUUAAUCUUUAUCUUAUGCUUAGUACAUGUAAGGAACUAGACAAGGGACUGUUAUGGUUAAUAAAAUAUUCAGGUUAUAAAAGUAUAGAUGAUUACCAUUUAUGUGCAUGAGGAAAGCACUGAUUCUAAACUCGUACUUUGCGUCACAUCUUUUGGGUGGUGGCAUUUAAGGUAGGUCAGUCCCAAAUAUGAUCAAUUAGACAUAAUAUUAAUGUUCAACACUAUUCUAUUCCAAAACCGAAUGAGACUAUACUAAAUUUUUAUCAGUAAAGUGCGUGUGCAGUGUUGCGGCACCCGGAUACUGGCCAAUACUGAAUGUACAUGAAAAGAAAAAUGGUUGAAGUGGUUUCUCUGUUUUGCAUUCGAUCUAUAAAAAAGGGACUGAAGAUUAUUACAUUUUCAUGUCUGAUAUCGCUCACAUACACUCCGAUAUAUUUUAAUAAAACUGCGAUAAUC
This is a messenger RNA of Lytechinus variegatus (green sea urchin), 4261 nucleotides long. Its product is annotated as potassium channel subfamily K member 2-like. The record is from RefSeq and is a predicted model, not a curated record. Bases 215 to 1246 code for a protein of 343 amino acids. The transcript is spliced from 3 exons. Gene Ontology annotation, cellular component: membrane. Gene Ontology annotation, molecular function: potassium ion leak channel activity. Gene Ontology annotation, biological process: stabilization of membrane potential; potassium ion transmembrane transport. Lineage: Eukaryota; Metazoa; Echinodermata; Echinoidea; Temnopleuroida; Toxopneustidae.